UUAACGGUCUAGAUUCUGUCUGGACCUUAAACUCAACAUGCACCGUUCCGUUCAAAAGUUCCACUUUUGACAAAUUGAAUAUGGGAUUUCUUGGCACCUACACUUCUUAAUAGAGACAUCCUUAAAAACGUGAUAUCUGUUGGAAUUUGUCCAUAGCAUAUCCAAUUGCACGUCAUAAAUGACUGAAAAACAGUAAGACAUCGAUGACUUUAUCGCCAGAUAAGAUCUAAGACAAAUCUACUCUUCAUUUGGUGGAGGUGUCUUGCAAUUCUUCAAUUUCAAUGUGCUUUAAGAUUGAAAUCCACUGUUUUACCACAGUUUUGCAGAGAUGGUGAAGACUGCGAAUGGGCAGAGGGAAAAGAAAGUUUCAGAGACUUUAGAACAAUGGCGGCAGGUGAAUUCAUGUGACCAAUUGAAAAGAAGAAGAACAGUUCACAAGGGUUCAAAAAAAGGGUGUAUGCCAGGAAAAGGAGGCCCUGAAAAUGGGCAGUACAAUUACAGAGGGGUUAGGCAGCGGACAUGGGGUAAAUGGGUGGCUGAAAUCAGAGAGCCCGAUAGAGGAAAGCGCCUGUGGUUAGGCACCUUCGAUACGGCCCAUGAGGCCGCUACUGCAUAUGACCGUGCGGCUCAAAUCAUGUAUGGGUCUUCUGCAUGUCUUAAUAAUCCUCCUCCUCAGCCAGAGAAUAUGAAUACAGAGAGUGUUUUGAAUCCUGUUGAAGAGCAGUGCUCUAGUCCUGGUGAGCUUCAUGAUAUUAAUAUUGAAGAGAUUUUGAAGUUGUUUGAUAAUGAUGGAGCAGAUGAGAUAUCAACACAAAUAGCACCGCCAAGUAGCUCACCUUUACAAAUUGUGGGCAACCAGUUUUCCAACUUCUCUAUCCAGCCAGAUUAAUUUGUGUGGAUACAAAUUGAUCUUGUGGUCAUUAGUUGUGAAUCGUGACUUGUAUACAGUGAUUUUUAUUAUUCUUUGUUUCUGUUGUAAAACGUGGAACACGAUACUAUUAAAGUCAAUGAAAAACAUUAAGCUCUUUGUGCUGUUUCUGAA
Cryptomeria japonica (Japanese cedar) is the source of this 1042-nucleotide messenger RNA. RefSeq names its product dehydration-responsive element-binding protein 2A. Gene Ontology annotation, biological process: regulation of DNA-templated transcription. The record is from RefSeq and is a predicted model, not a curated record. The transcript has a single exon. Bases 329 to 889 code for a protein of 186 amino acids. Gene Ontology annotation, molecular function: DNA binding; DNA-binding transcription factor activity. NCBI's taxonomy places the organism in Eukaryota, Viridiplantae, Streptophyta, Pinopsida, Cupressales, Cupressaceae.